Messenger RNA from Mercenaria mercenaria, 2729 nucleotides. RefSeq lists its product as uncharacterized. The transcript has 2 exons. The record is from RefSeq and is a predicted model, not a curated record. Lineage: Eukaryota; Metazoa; Mollusca; Bivalvia; Venerida; Veneridae. The coding region runs from base 1627 to 1959 and encodes 110 amino acids.
AUUUUUUUUCAACCCGCAUAUGAUUUUGAAAUCAUAUUAAAGUAGAAGUUACCCCCGGCAUGAAUGUGUAACUGUUUUCUUGGUUAUAAGUGUUACUUUUUAGCUGUGACGUCGCAAACAUUACCAUGCACGUCCGUUUUGGCGCUACUUUAAAAGGCGAUAAAAAUCGGUUUAUUUUCUCUCAUUUGUUUGUUUUUUAACUUACAACAAUGAAACUUACAUCUUUAUGUGUGGUUAGUAAAGGUCUACAAUGCUAGAUAGUUUUUAUCACUUUUAGUUUAGAAAAGAUGGAAAAAAAUGAAGAAAACGACAUUUUCAAAUUUUCAUUUUUUUUUUAAAAAAAAUACGCAUUCGUCUUAAUAACGGAAAAACGGCUCAAAAAUGUUUGCCAAAAUUUUUUAUAUACAAGAUAUAUAUAUCUUUAAUAAACUGUCAGAAUAUUGGGAACUUUAACCAUCUAGUAUUCUUUUAAAUUAUUGAUUUUCGUACCCUAUCCGACGAUCAAAAUGUGACGUCAAAGUGCGCGUUUUCAAGAAAAAACGCGUGGAUUCGUAAGAAUAUUUUAUGUAUUUAAAAUGCGUCUAUGUACUUAAAAUUGCUGUAUAACCGACUUGUGUUUUGUCAGUCUUUACUUGUUUUAUAAUUCAAAUGUUUCAUGAAUCAAAUAUAUAGCAAGUCUGUUUUCAGACCUUGUUUAAUCUGGUAGAAUUUGCUGUCACUUAAAAAAUAAAGAUCAUUUAAAAAUACAUCAAUUUCUUCAUUUUAUUUUACGAAAAGGGAAUUGUUUGAAAAUUGUAAUAGUUGAAGAACGUUAAAGCAUGACAAAAUGACGUCAUUACGGAACAAACAGUGCAACCGUUCAAAAUGGCUGCGACAAGGAGGAGUAGGAGUGUAAAUGGGAGGUUUAGAAAAUCUAACGAUGCAGAAAGUAGAUUUUUAAACUUGAAAAAUAUAAAUAAAGAGAAGCAUUCCUAUCUCGAAGGAAGGAGGAUAAUAGAUUUGAAUUAUUUCGGAAAGAAAUCUGAUUCUGGAUGUGUAUCUUGUAGUGAGAGAUUCAAAUGGUGUAACAUUAUUAAGUAGACCGUUUUCGGCUAUGUCAGUGUAUUCCAUUUCAAAUGUUCAAACUGUGGAGAAAUAUCGAAACUUCGGAUAUGCAAAGAAUUCCAGGAACUGUCUACAAAAAUCAGAGAAAACCGUACUCUGUUAAUGUGAAAGCAGCAUUAGGUAGGUUCAGUAUUUCAUUCCAGACAGUAUUUGCAAGUUUCAAGCAAAUCACUUGAAGAAUUAUUAUAAAGCAGGAAAAUCGUUGAUGAUUUAUCGAAAGUCCUGGAAGAGUAAAAGUAAACAUAACGGCUUAUGUCCCUGUAUGGCUUCCGUACGCAUUAAGUAGCUAUUUGUUUAGAUAUUCCUAGUUUAUCAGUAGUCGGACGUAGUCUUUUUAUUUUUCAUAAAGCUAUGAUCCACGGUGGUGUAGGCGAAACUCACAUGAACGCGAUAUUCACUACACUGGGAAUACCGCCAGUUCAUUAAAGAACAUUGAAGAAACGAGAACGUGAUGAUGGAACGGAAAUUGAAGCUGCUAAGCUAUCGUGCCGUGUAGCCAGUGAAGAAGAGAGAAGAAGUAUUAUGAAUUCCCAAAGUUUAAAUGAAAGAUUAGAAAGUCACGUACAUACAGAGAGCCAUUUCGAAAAUGAACAGAUGACAUUCGAUCAAGCCCUGGACUUUCUAGAAAGCCAAGAAGAGGCCGAGGAAGAAGCAGAUGAGUACGGCAGUGUUCGUGGAGAUACGCGAGAAAUGAAUCAUGGAGAAUCACGUGACUGUGAAGAAGAAUUUCGUGACUACAGUGAAAUCACGCGAGGUUAUAGAUCUAAUACAGAAGAUUCGUGCAAGUGUAGUAGUGUCGACAAUGUCUUACAGGAAGACUUUUCCACAGGCGGUAAAUGUCAUAUUUGUCUUUAAAAUUGAAGCUUGGUCAUAUUAUGAACAUUAGAAUACGAGUCAUUGUUUCAAAUUAUUUAAAAAUGCCAAACCAAGAAAAAAAGUUGAUCGUGUCGGGAAUCGAAACAAUAUAUUAGUUUUACUAUGCCUGUACCAUGUGUUACAAAUUUAGUGUUCAGUGCGCGUAAAUUAUAACAUGGUUAUUAUAGCAGCAGCUCGAUCUGGGAUGCUGUAAACGGCUCGAGUGGCUUACGUGCCGAGUGUGAUCCGACCAUACAAAAUUGACGAGAGCCGAAUACAAAUUCAAAAAUCUAGCUACUGUUAUGAUGGGCCUUGUAUUAUAUAGCUACCUUUUGUUUGUUGUUUUGUUAUUGAACGAAAUUUUCUGUCAUGUUCAACGUCAAUCGAUCUUGAAAAAGAACUGAAUAAAGCUUUUAUAUGCAAACUGUGUCAGGUCAUGCAUAUCAGAUGAAAAUAGUCCGGGAACAUACAAUACAAGACGUACGAUACGGAUAUUUUUUCUACUUGUUCAUAUUUAUUUGUGAAAUACAGGCCGAAUUUUGUAAUAGAAUUUACAGUGGUGUAUAUUUCUUAUUGUUAUUUCAAAAUUAUUAAACAGAAGUCGAGGAAGUAGCAGAUGAGUACGGCAGUGUUCGCGGAGAUACGCGAGAAAUGAAUCACGGAGAAUCACGUGACUGUGAAGAAGAAUUUCGUGACUAUAGUGAAUUCACACGAGGUUAUAAUACAGCAGAUUCGUGCAAGUGUAGUAGUGACGACAAUGUCUUACAGGA